AUGGCCUCCUCCAACCUCCCUGCUGCUCUCAGCGCCACGAGCAAUGACAUUGAGCUCCUCCUUGCCUCGCAGGCCCACCUGGGCAGCAAGAACCUCCAGGUUCACAUGGAGCCUUACCUCUGGAAGACCCGUGCCGACGGUGUCAAUGUGAUUAACAUUGGCAAGACCUGGGAGAAGAUUGUCCUGGCCGCCCGCAUCAUCGUCGCCAUCGAGAACCCCGCCGACGUCUGCGUCAUCUCUGCCCGUCCCUACGGUCAGCGCGCGGCCCUCAAGUUCGCCUCGCACACCGGCGCCUCCCCCAUCGCCGGUCGCUUCACCCCCGGUAGCUUCACCAACUACAUCACCCGUUCGUUCAAGGAGCCCCGCCUUAUCGUCGUGACGGACCCCCGCACCGACGCCCAGGCCAUCAAGGAGGCCAGCUACGUCAACAUCCCCGUCAUCGCCCUCUGCGACACUGACUCUCCCACCGAGUACGUCGACGUCGCCAUCCCCACCAACAACAAGGGUCGCAACGCCAUCGGUACCAUCUGGUGGCUCCUCGCCCGUGAGGUCCUCCGCCUCCGCGGUACCAUCCACAACCGCGAGGUCCCCUGGGACGUCAUGCCCGAUCUGUACUUCUACCGCGACCCUGAGGCCGAGGCUGAGGAGAAGGUCGAGGAGGAGAAGGUCCCCGGCGCUGACGAGGAGGGCCCCGCCACCAUCGAGACCGGUGUCCCGCAGACCGGUGCCGACUGGGAGGCUCCUGCUGCCGGCUUCUCCGGUGCCCCCGCCGUCGCCGGUGGUAACUGGGACGGUGCCGGUGAGGACUGGGCCGCUUCUGGUGCCCAGCCCACCGAGUGGGCCGAGCCCGCUAAGGAGUCUCAGUGGUAG
Geosmithia morbida is the source of this 870-nucleotide messenger RNA. Its product is annotated as small subunit ribosomal protein SAe. Gene Ontology annotation, molecular function: structural constituent of ribosome. Gene Ontology annotation, biological process: ribosomal small subunit assembly; cytoplasmic translation. The record is from RefSeq and is a predicted model, not a curated record. The coding region runs from base 1 to 870 and encodes 289 amino acids. Gene Ontology annotation, cellular component: cytosolic small ribosomal subunit; 90S preribosome; ribosome. NCBI's taxonomy places the organism in Eukaryota, Fungi, Ascomycota, Sordariomycetes, Hypocreales, Bionectriaceae. The transcript is spliced from 3 exons.